GAGGGGUUACUUAGUGCGCACUUAGAACUGUUGUACGCAAUUAGGAGUAUUUCUCUUUUUUUACUUUUAUUAACCUCCUUAUUUAUGUAACGCUUUAGGGUGAUUUCAAUGUCCAGCACUUAGACCCACUGAGACUUUAUGGUUUCCUAGUUUUCUGUUCCCUUUCUUAAUUUUGUUAAAGAUCAUUUUUUUUCUAUUGUGUAAGUCUGUGUUGGGGAGGGAAAUCAGUUUGAAAAAAUUAUUGAACCUCAACAUUGUUAUUCAUUUAUAGAUCAAAUGGCCUGGCUAGGGUCGACGGUGCAAUCCACAAAUGUAGAGCUUGUCUCAAUUAUCGAGGAAAUGCGGGAAAGAAAAUCCAUGCUAGACGAAAAAAUAUUGGAAGAUCGAAAAGAAAAGGAAGCGAUGGUUGCUGAAAUUAGUAAUCUAAACACACAACUAAGAUCGUUGGACGAGCGUUUAUCGAUCCGGAUGAAAGAAAGCACUAAACUGGAUCAGAUGAUAAGCGAAACAUGCGCCGGAUUCAACAGCAUUUUAGAUGCUUCUCAGAAGUUAUUGUCAUCAGUGAAGGAGAAAUCAUCACAACUCAACUCUGCUCCUCGGAAAAAUGAUCAAAUUCAGUGAGGUGUGUUGUGUGUUAGUUGAUCAUUUAUACGAAUUCAAUAUAUUGAAAAUCAAAUCGUAUAACUAUAAAAAUGGAAAAAAAACGAAAAAA
Phytomonas sp. Hart1 is the source of this 712-nucleotide messenger RNA. Lineage: Eukaryota; Euglenozoa; Kinetoplastea; Trypanosomatida; Trypanosomatidae. The record is from the annotation of a GenBank genome assembly.